AUGCACGAUAUAGAAUCCGUUUCAGAAAUGUAAUGUCGUACCAGAGAAAUGCACUCAGGUUUAUACCCGUGGUUUAGAAUUGCACAAAAAUAAUGACGACAACGAUUGGUGCUAAGCUAUGACAUUGAACACACAGGACACGAAACCGACGAGGUCGUUUAAAGAUACACACACCAUUUAAUACCAAUAUCACCGCAUAUCCAGCCCGUGUAUCGCUGUCGGUGGAAUUUUCGGAUACAUUGUUUAAUUUGUCAUCGACAUUGUUGCCUAUCUGCUUCGAUUGCUCGUUAGAACGGCUACAAUGUAUCUACUGUAUUAGCUUGUCGGCUAUUACCCUAGCCGAGCGGCUUGUAUACUGGGAACUAGGCUACCCUAGAUUCAGCAUAGACAAGAAACGUCACCAGCAUUUUCUUCUUUAACUGGUCGCGACGGAGGAGGUCAUAGCAGAAAAUAAUCUAGAUAUUCGUCCGCUUCUCAUCCGUCUCCCCCUUUUUACCUCACCCACUGUUUUCCCUACAUCACCUUUCCCUUCCCCUUUCUUCUCGCGCAUGCCUUCACUCCUGUCCUCUCCCUCACCCCCUUUCUCCCUUCAAUUCCUCCCUCUCUCCCGCACUCCUCUCCUUCCCUCCCCAUGUUAUACAGUAGGAAAUAGGCCUAGAAGACAUUGAGAUAAGAAGAACAAAGUUGAGGAGGAAAUAUUGUCUUUACCCCGGGAUUCAUAAAUGGACGACUACGGCUUCGGAGUCCUGGUGAAGAAUAACGGCAGUGGCAACAAGUCUGCUUUCCCUGUGAGGAUCCCCCCUCACCUCCAACCCCAGCCCCCCCACGUCAAUCACCCUGCCAACCCCCCCAGCCCCCCUUCAUUCGUCAACAGCACCUCAGCCACCAAUGGAGGAGGUAGCGCAUGGCUGUUCCCCUCCGUAACACCCCACAGUAACAUGCAGGAUGAGAUCCUUGACUCCGACAAGUCCAAAGCCCUGGACCUCCAGGACCUGCAGGAGAAGGCCCAGCCGCAGGCCCUCUCCCCUGGGCAGCAAGAGGCCGGAGGUGGCCUAGGGGGGCUGGAUGGAAUCCUACCUGAGGACGGCUCCCUGGAGAAGGGCUCGUUGGAGAACGGUGGGAAGGAGAAGCUUAGGGGUGGGAUGGACUCUCCUCCGGUGUUGGGGGGGUUUGACUACCAGGAUAGCCUGGGGAUGGGGACAUCCGGAGCCCAGUCUACCACCACCUCCUCCUUGACCUCCUUCAACAACUGGUCCCCGACCAUAACUUCCAACCCCUCCCCCGUUAUCGGCGAGGACGUCGGGGGUGGGUUCUUUGGCCCGGCUGGUUCCAACGCUAACGGACCCCAGAUGCUGUUCCAGAACUUCUCCCACCACGCGGGGCCCGGCUUCGGAGGGGCGGGGGGCAGCUUCUCCCCCCAAAUCGGCCCUGUCUCCCAGCACCACCCUCCUCCCCACCACUACCACCCCCACAACCAGGGGGUCCCCCCUCAGCUCCGUCGCUCUCCAGCCUCCCCCCACCCUCCCCAGCCCUCCUUCCCUCCUCACCCCCACCGCUCUGGAGCUUUCACCCAGCUGCCCCACCUGGCCCCGGCCCAGUCCAAGCCCCCCUCCCCUUGGGGCAGCUACCAGAGCCCUGCCCCCCCCACUUCCACCUCCUGGAGCCCCGGGGGAGGUGGGUACGGUGGCUGGGGAGGGUCACAGGGGGUUCGUGAGUACCGCAGGGGCCUCAAUGGAGGGGUGACGGCCCUCAACUCCAUCUCACCACUUAAGAAGUCUUUCCCCAACAAUCAGGUGCCCUCUCAGAAGUAUCCUCGUAAUAACUCUGGCUUCAACCAAAAGGCCUGGAUGGAAGACAGCAUGAGUCGCACUGACAACUUCCCUUUCCAGCAGGAGAGAACCCGUUCCUUCGAUGGCUUCAGCAUGCACUCCCUGGAGAACAGUCUGAUUGAUAUUAUGAGGGCUGAACAGGAUUCAUUGAAAGGUCGCUAUGGUUUCUCUCACCAGGGCGGAGAUGGGUCUUUGCCCAUGAAUGCUAGGAGCUAUGGCAGACGACGAGGUCACUCUAACCUGUUUCCCAUGGAGGACGAGCGGUCCUUCGGAGAGGACGAGUCAGGUGACCAGGGACUUCCUGGUUUAGGAUCCGCCCACUGUUUCCCACACCUCAACGGAGAGCGAGUGGAGAGAUACUCACGCAAGGUGUUUGUGGGAGGACUGCCCCCCGAUAUAGAUGAAGAUGAGAUCACCGCCAGUUUCCGCCGGUUCGGUCACCUGUUUGUUGAUUGGCCCCACAAGGCUGAGAGCAAGUCCUAUUUCCCACCCAAAGGUUAUGCAUUCUUACUGUUCCAAGACGAGAGCUCUGUCCAGGCUCUGAUCGAUGCCUGUAUCGAGGAGGAUGGCAAGCUCUACCUCUGUGUCUCCAGCCCCACCAUCAAGGACAAGCCUGUCCAGAUCCGUCCUUGGAACCUGAACGACAGUGACUUUGUGAUGGACGGCUCUCAGCCUCUGGACCCCAGGAAGACCAUCUUCGUAGGGGGGGUGCCACGUCCUCUACGUGCAGUGGAGCUGGCCAUGAUAAUGGAUCGUCUGUAUGGAGGAGUGUGUUACGCUGGCAUCGACACAGACCCUGAGCUGAAGUACCCUAAAGGAGCGGGCCGUGUGGCUUUCUCCAAUCAGCAGAGCUACAUCGCUGCUAUCAGCGCUCGAUUCGUUCAGCUGCAGCACGGCGAGAUCGACAAACGGGUGGAAGUGAAGCCAUAUGUGCUGGAUGACCAGCUGUGUGAUGAGUGCCAGGGGACACGCUGUGGGGGGAAGUUCGCUCCCUUCUUCUGCGCUAACGUCACCUGUCUCCAGUACUACUGCGAGUACUGCUGGGCCGCCAUCCACUCCCGGGCCGGACGAGAGUUCCACAAGCCACUGGUCAAGGAGGGGGGAGACCGGCCCCGACACAUAUCCUUCAGGUGGAAUUAGGGAGGGAGGGGGAUGGGUUAUGUUGUAGAAAAUAAAUGCACUUUUCUUUUUGCUGGUUCCUAUUUAGUUUCAAAAUGAAAAAAGAAAUUUAAAAGCUUAAUUUAAUCUUCUUUUUUUUUAAUCAGACUUUCUUCUAAGACAAGUAAAUGCUAAGAAGUAAAACGAAGUGAAAGAAAUCCCGUUUUGAAUUUAAGUUAAGGUGUGCAUGAGUACUUGGAUGCAUUAUUAGAUAUGAGAAGAAAUGUUUCUUCUGACUGUACUUUCUUUUCUCAUUAGCUGGCGAAGCUGCUUACAUUUGUUGUCAAGAGUAACAUAUAUAACAUUUGAGUGAGCUAUGUGCUGCACCUCAAUCAGUAUAUUAACUAGGACAGUUGCGUUUUAAAGGGUGCACUUAUUUUGUUACUUUACGCAUGCAGGAUUAGAUUUAUAAUUGUAUUGUUAACCAAAGGUUGAGAGCAACUGGUCAGGUUAAAGUUCAAUAGUCAAAGAAAUCCACUGCAGGAGGGCAGACAGAGUGACAAUUCCCUUCAUCAUAAAUAAACUGGUCAGAGUACAAACAGGAUUAUUUAAGAAAAAUUAUCCCCUCGGUAUCGGGCCUGACAUCAGACUGGUAUGUGUUUCUAGAUCAUGGUUUAAAAUGACUCUUUGUAGCCAAAAUGGGCAAACCAAAGAUUGGCCUAAAAACAAGUGAUCAAAGCCAGUUGAUUAUCUAAGGGGUUUAAGGACUAUAAGACUCCAUUUUCAGGUUCAGGAGGUCAAUAAGGCUAGUGCCGUUUUAAGUUGUGAAAUUGAGGAGAGGGGAGAAACAGUCUUUGGAAAGACACUUUCAGCUCAUAAAGACUACAGCCCUAGCUGUCUAGGCAGGGCUCCGGUAUUGGCAGUAGUAUUAGCUCACUUUAUAUUGUCAGGGAUAUUAGCACUGGAUGCUAACAUGCUAAUGCUGUAGUACUAGUAGGAAUGCACAGUACAGUGGUAGCUAGCUACAGUGUUCCCUGAGUGACAUAGUAUGCAGCCUGGUACUAUGUGCUUUAGUGUUAACCAUCUCCUCUGGCUAUCAUUGUCCAGCCAAUUAACACAGAGAGGAGUUGGCUUAAGCACAGACAGACAGGACUACCAGGCUAGUCUCAUGGUGAUCUGGCGCACUCUCUACCAUGACUGGAGUGUAGAGGAAGUAGAUCCGAGCUGUGGCGAAUGGAUUCGCUAGUGGAUCUUAGCUGUGGAGGAUGAAUACGUUAGUAGUUGGACACUCUGAAGAACUUACUGUCACAGAGAUAAAGAUAUUAUUUUAUACAUGGCCUGCUGAUUUUUGUACAGUGUUUUCUAGCUGAUUAUUUUGUCAUGAACAUAUAUAAAUUUAUUAUGCACUACUUUUCUAAAUAUUUUUUUCAAUAGUCAUUUUAGGCACAUUUUUCACAAGAUGGGAUAACUCCUUUUGCAAUACCUCAUUUUUUUCACUUGGUGAAAAAUAAUUUUGUACCUUUGUUACUAAGAGAUCUGCAUUUAUGGUAAAACUUAAUUUAAAAAAUAAAAAAUGAAUGAUAUUAAUAUAAUUUUCAAUUUAGCUUUUUAUAUAUUUAAGUGCUGGUAAAUGUUAAAUUGUCUGGUGUGAUUGUGUAGAGAAAAGAAAAAGAGUUAGCCAAUCAUGUACAGACUUCUCUUUCAUAAUAAUAAACCAUAAGUACUGGAUCUUAAGGCAUGACAAGACCUUUCUAAACUUAUUUUGAUAGUCUUGAAACAUAUAUAUUCAGCUUGUAGUGGGUAAGGAAAAUCUUGGGGAAAUGUUUUGGCUUGGGUGGAUGAGUGAACCCUUGUUCCCUUGUAUCAUCAGUGAAUGAUGACAGGUGUUCUAAAAACUAUUUAGAUUCUCAUUCUGGAAUUACCUGAAGGUUCCAGAACGUUCCAGUUAUUCUAGGCAUGCAUGACAUAAUACAGAAUAACAUGACUAUUGACUAGUGUUAAUGCAGAAAACUAUUGUAAUGCACUAGAUCUCUCUUUUAUUUUUGUAUGAGUUAAGUUCUCUUUCAGAUCACCUAAUAUCUAUCCUCUCUUUCUCACCUAAAGUCUGCCUCCCUCACAGACAGACCUGCUGUACAUGCAGGAUACCACAUGAGUUUAGCCAUGUAGAAGACACUUGUUCCUUAAGAGACUUGAUCACUCCACCCCUGUGAUGUGGCAUGCUUUGGGACAUAGACUUGAAUGUGAUUCAUGUUGCAAGUUAACUUUGAGCCCUUAUGUGCAAUACUUCUUCUUUCGUAAAACGGUUUCCCUCUUUCUGCAAUGUAAAUCAUUUAACCCCAUAUAAACCAUGUAAACAUUCAAACAGGAUUAUUUUCUCAGUCUAUUGUUCAUGCUGGUGUCUGCAAAGUCAAACAAAACAAGAGACUUUCUACUAAUAUAUAACUGAAUUUAUUUUUAAACAUUAUUUUGUGCUUAUUCAAUUAUUUUGCUACUACCAUGCUACUGUGAUUAAGAAAACAUUGUAUAUACUAAGUUGAUAACGUAUUUAGCAUUUGUUAUAUUUUCAAUUGAAAUGUAAAAUUAUCAUUUGGAUCAGAUUUUUCUAUUUUUUGGGGUGAUGUGUUGAACUUGUUGAUGUCUAGGUUUUCUAAUUGCUGUUUGUGUACCACAUUCAGAGGAAUAAUGUCUGUUAGUAUUACUUGAUUGCGAAACAUGUCAAUAGUUUUUAAUGGUAUGUUGGGAAGGUUGUAUUUAUUGAUAUACCUUUUUUACUUGAGACAUCAUCUUGAUUUUUAUUAUGGUCAUUUCGCAUUUAUAAGUUCCAAUUUGUAUAUUUCUCCCCUCCGGUUAUGUUAUGUGGUAACAGAUGUCAGUUUUUAUAGUUGGUUUGUAGAACUGAAGUAAAAAUCAAGGUCUAAAGUCAUAUCAUCAUCUGCAGCCAACUAUUUAUAACUGUAUGCAUACAACAUUUGAAGUAUUUGUAAUGUGAGAUGUUGAAAGAAUAAAACUCAGCUGUGAGGAUAAACAGUG
Oncorhynchus kisutch (coho salmon) is the source of this 5957-nucleotide messenger RNA. Its product is annotated as cytoplasmic polyadenylation element-binding protein 4-like. Gene Ontology annotation, cellular component: neuron projection; nucleus; synapse. Gene Ontology annotation, molecular function: mRNA regulatory element binding translation repressor activity; ribosome binding; mRNA 3'-UTR binding. The coding region runs from base 723 to 2969 and encodes 748 amino acids. Gene Ontology annotation, biological process: negative regulation of cytoplasmic translation. The record is from RefSeq and is a predicted model, not a curated record. The transcript is spliced from 12 exons. NCBI's taxonomy places the organism in Eukaryota, Metazoa, Chordata, Actinopteri, Salmoniformes, Salmonidae.